This is a messenger RNA of Cylicocyclus nassatus, 538 nucleotides long. NCBI's taxonomy places the organism in Eukaryota, Metazoa, Nematoda, Chromadorea, Rhabditida, Strongylidae. The record is from the annotation of a GenBank genome assembly.
AGCAUUCCAAGCAUAAAAAUCAGCAUAUCAAAGAAGGCUGUAAACAUCUCCAGUAUAAAGAGCUGUAAUUCUGGAGUUUGUUUCAUUUUUACCAGAGCAGAUCAUGGGCUUCGAACUAAGCACAGAUCCGUCAAGAUGUGAUAUUGGAGUUGGUGGCGGAACGAAGAAGUACAAGCUCGUCAACCACUGUGAUCGCAUGCUUGCUUAUCAUAUAGUGAUCAACCCUGGUUCCAAUUACUCAGUCCCUGAAAACCAACUCUAUGGCCUUAUACAGAUUGGCUAUACCGUCGACAUAGAUAUUACAAGGAAGCCUGGCAAACCUCGACCAGACAAGAUGAUAAUACAGUACGCAUCUGUUGGACAAGAUUGUCGUGAUCCAAAAAAGCCAUUUGCAAGCGGUGGCCCCGUUGGUGAAAUCACUGGCGAGACUAUGGUGAAGCUGAUUGCUGCCGAAUAGAUUUUCUUGACCACUAUACUAGCUGCUUAAAUACUUCCUCAUCGUCUGUCCAUACUAUUUACACAAUAAAGCGGCUACGUA